AUACUGUAGAGCUCCGUGUAGCAGACGAGCUAAUGAUUAGCUAUUUCAACCGCACCGGGCAUCGUCAGCAUCUUGUGUUAGUUUGUUAUCUUUGUGGAAAACUCAGCGGGUGUUUAAUAGCUGAAUCCUUCAGAGGAAAGCUGAGUUCAUAUUCUCAGGGAUAAGUACAGAUGUGCCAGUAAAAAGACAACAACACACAACCAGCAGACACGACCAUGGCUGUUAUUUGAGAAGGCAGAGCCACAGCCACCUGGUGACCUUCCCAAGUCUCUUUUCCCUUUGCUUUGUACACUCUGCCUUUUUUGUUUUGUCAUUUUAUCCAGUAUCUCAGUCCCACAUUCUUAAAUCCAGCCCCUCGAUUUCUGCUGCUGCUGGAAAUUGGUCUAUCCUGUUACUCUCUCGUCCCAGUUUGUUGUUAGUUGUUCUGGUUUGAAGGCCAUACCGCUGCCAACAUGGUUGCUGAAGCUGACACCAUGUCUCAGGGCAGUGCCAUGCGACUGAAGCAGGAGAUCUCCCUUCUGCACGGCGUCUGCCUCAUCGUGGGCAACAUGAUUGGCUCCGGCAUCUUCGUCUCGCCCAAGGGGGUUCUUUUGUACACAGGCUCAUUUGGCCUGUCUCUGAUAGUGUGGGCCAUUGGAGGGGUGUUCUCUGUGUUCGGGGCAUUGUGUUAUGCUGAACUUGGCACUACAAUCCGCAAAUCUGGAGCCUCCUAUGCCUACAUCCUGGAGUCCUUUGGAGGUUUCUUGGCUUUUAUUCGAUUGUGGACGUCGUUGAUGAUUGUGGAGCCCGCCUGUCAGGCAGUGAUAGCCCUGACCUUCUCCAGCUAUCUGGUCCAGCCUUUCUACCCCACUUGCUCUGCCCCCUAUGACGCUGUCCGCCUCAUCGCUGCUGCCAUCAUAUGUCUGUUAACAUGUGUGAACUGUAUGAAAGUGAAGUGGGGGGCCAUUCUUCAGGUCGUCUCCACUGUAGCCAAGGUCCUGGCUCUCAUCAUCAUCAUCAUCGCUGGCCUGGUGAAGCUUGGUCAAGGCCACAACCAGAACUUUGAGGACUCAUUCAGAGGCUCCAAGCUGAACCCAGGUGACAUGGCCCUGGCCCUUUACUCCGCCCUCUACUCCUACUCCGGCUGGGACACUCUCAACUUCAUCACCGAGGAGAUAAAGGACCCAGAGAGGAAUCUGCCCUUGUCUAUUGCUAUUUCCAUGCCCAUUGUCACAGUGAUCUACAUCCUGACCAACAUAGCGUACUACGUCGUCAUGGAUGUAGACACGGUGCUCAACAGCGAAGCAGUGGCGGUGACGUUUGCAGACGAGGUUUUGGGCUGGGCUCGCUGGCUGAUCCCCCUGUCUGUGGCCAUUUCCUGCUACGGAGGCCUCAACUCCUCCAUCAUCGCUGCCUCCAGGUUGUUCUUUGUAGGUUCCAGAGAAGGCCACUUACCUAACGUCCUGUGUAUGAUCCACAUUAAGCGCUACACCCCCAUACCUGCCCUGCUUUUCAAUGGAGGCAUGGCUCUGAUCUACCUGUGCGUGCGUGAUGUUUUCCAACUGAUUAACUACUUCAGUUUCAACUACUGGCUGUUCAUUGGUUUGUCUAUCGGCAGCCAGAUCUACCUGCGCUUCAAGGCUCCUGACCUGCACCGGCCUGUCAAGUUAUCUCUAUUCUUCCCAGUGGUCUACUGCCUGUGCAGCGUGUUCCUAGUGGCGAUGCCACUCUACAGUGACACCAUCAACUCUCUAGUGGGCAUCGCCGUGGCGCUGUCUGGGGCGCCCGUCUACUACAUUUGCAUCCACCUGCCGCCCAGCUCCAGACCGGCCUGCCUCGGCAAGAUGCUCGAUUUGAUCUCUCUGUACACGCAGAAACUGUGCCUUUGCUGUGUGGCCUCAGUUGACAUUGACCUAGACAACAUAGACCCGGAAAAGAUUGAAUGAUGAUGGAGGAACAAAGGACCUGGGCUGAAGUACUGUACGGAGGAAUUGUAAAGGUUGGAGUUAAAGUCAGACAGGAUUUGGACAAGUAAAGAAUAAUGACAGGAAGAAAGGAGAGGAGAGAUAAGCUAAACACACUCUCGUACUCUUCUUUCAUUGCUGAGCUGUAUAAAUGAAGGACGGUUCAGGAUUUUACUCAAACAGAUGGAACGAAACUGUCCACUUCCCUGUGCUGUGGCACUCUCACCUGCUCACAAUGCAGUGCUGGUUGUGCAGCUCUGUCCACACACACUCUCAUGCUGCAUCUCACACACACAAACACACACACACACACACACACACACACACACACACACACACAAGGGAAAAUAAGGAAAACACCAGCCUGACCCAGAGGGAGUUGAGUCAGGAAAGAUUUCGUAGCACAUCUUAUUUCAAGAUUAUACACACACUGCCUCAUACGCUAAACUACAGGUGAACAUUGAAGUCAUCCAUUUUUCACUCUCCUUGCAUGCCAAAUACCGCAUUGCACCAUGUGUCUUGAUCAUGUUAAUUACUGUAAUAAUCUGUGUGUGUGUGUGUGUGUGUGAGUGUGAGAGAGACAAACAAAUAGGGCUGGACCUGUCCAAACAAAAUCCUGAGAGGCACAAUAUCCGAUCAUGGAGAUGUUCUGUAACUACCUUUGCUGUUUUGGACUUCACACAACACUCAGUCCCUCUUCUGCUCCGUUAAAAUGCUUUCUUUGACUACAGAAAGUUGCUGGUACUGUCCUCAAUGAGCUGUUGCUCUCUUUGGUACUUGUAAUUAUUUUUUUUUAAUGCUCGAGAUCUCAAACCACACACUGUUUCCUUGACACACAAAAUCUGACGAGACUGAAACCUGGAAAGCAGCACAAAAAAAAAAAAAAAAAAACGCAGUUCCUAAACUCUAAAAUGGCUCAGAUAGACAGUUGUGGAGGGUUUUUUUGUGAAGAAUGUCUUGUUUCACCAGUAGGGAUAAGAGUAUGCUUUCAUAGGUGCUGUUACUUCUUUCAGUUUGUAUGAAAUGUUAAUCUGGAGCUUGUUGAUGGACUUUGAGUUUCGCCUCGGUGUGUCAUGUGGCUCUCUCUGUGGUUUUAAUUUAGAAUGGGUAAUCCUACUAUGAACAUUAUCAUAAGUCCUUUACCAUGUGUAUCCUGCUACCACUCCACCUAAGGAAUGCCUGAUCCCUCUACAGUGCACAAAUCUGUCAACCAAACCUGAUUGCAGCCUCUGGCCUGUAUUUAAUUUCUAUGCACUGCACCUCCACCUAGUGGUAGCUUGCACUUUGUCAGAGAACUUGAUAUCCACCCAGGAGCAAGCUAUAAAAUGUCACGUGACAGUAAUGACACCAUCCAAAGCUUGUGCUGAAGUGUGUGUGCCUGUGAGUGUGUGUGUGUGUGUUGUUGUUGUUACUGUCAUUUCUCCAUUUUGCGAUGCUAUCUCACUCACAUUUUAUAGAUGCACUCUUUACAAAAAAAAGCACACCCACACUGUCCAGAGUCAUCAUGUCAUAGAGAUGUAAAAAGUGCCAUAAACAUGUAAAGUUUUAACUGUUUGAAUAAAUGUAUGCUGUACUGAUUGUUACUGGGUUAUAUAGGAACUAUAACAGAUGUAUACAUGAUUUUUCUCUCUUUCCUCUGGGGUCUACGCAGAUUCAAAUCUCAGGAUCAACCUCACCAGUUUAUUAACAUUUCAUAGUGUAUUUAUUGUCCUUUUUUAACCUUCACUUGUCUUAAUGGUUUGUGUUUCAGAUAUGAACAGACCAAAAUUUAAAUGUAAUGUUGCCUUUUGAACAUGUUAUAUCACCGCCUGGUUAUCCAUUCUGAACAAAUGAUCCCAAAGGUCUUGAUCAGGCUGACAGUGACCAUCCUUGUGCUCAGAGAAUGUAGUGAAACUGAAGCUGGCGUUUACAGUCGUGCAGUGUCUCGGCUUCAGCAAGAAAAAAAAUCCCAGCUGCCAAGUCUUAAUUUGAACAAAGCUGGCCGUCCAUCUAGCUUAAACAAGUGGAACAACAGGUCGUUUUGAGAUGAUAGAUCGUAAACACGUCAAGCCUAGAUUGGUGUACGCGGUGUACUGUGGUCCUUACAUGUGCCUUCUGUAAAUGUGGUUUGCUUAAGACCCCAUCUAUUUUUGAUAUUGUGACGUAGCUUUUGUGUACAGUAGAGCGGUGCUUCUCAACCUUUUGGCUCUUGGCUCCUCAGAACGAGUGGCGAAACAAUUCAACCUAAAAGUGAUUCCUCUUUCCAGGUCAUUCAUGCAAUGACUUGAUUUAACUCUAGAGGUUGAAACGGAUAAUUAACAAUUGUUUAGUAGAUAUUUGUAUGUACAUUUUUUUUUUUUUAAAUCACAUAAAUGAUCUGAAGGUUGAGAACCACUGCAGUAGAUGACCACAAUCAAGAGUAUGUCAUAUUGCUGAAGAGUUUUCCUCAUGUUUUUCCAGUGGCUUAUCAUGAUGCUAAGAUUUUUCCCUCUCUUUUGAAGUUGUUUCUGUCACCACCGCGUCUGCAACACCAGCAGAAGAUGUUAUUCAUGUCUGUUGCUUUUUGAGAUGUCACUGAGCGACUCGAGCUUCUGUAGGUCACCCGUGUUAUCAGAUUGCUGUUGCUAAGGAAAACGUUGGCAACAGCAAUCUGACAACCGAUGUCAGCUGUAAGCAAAAAAUUAUGUCGUAAACAAAUUUAAAACAGGAGCCUCACUCUGUUUCCUUAAUUAUUGUCAUAUUAUAUUUUGUCAUUCCUAAAGAAGCAGGACGCGAGUGGUGUACUGUGUAAUUGGUUUGCAUUGUACCAAAUGUGUGUGUGUGUGUUCUGCUUGGCUUGUCACUGUGGUGCGUUUGACAAUUCAUGCUGUGUGUGUUUGUAGUGUCGGAGUGUAGGACGAAUUUGUUGUUUCCUGCUUUGUUCAACAUUUUAAUUUAUUGCAUUUUGGACAUGAACAAUCCAAUAGCAAUUUUUUCCGUUCCAGGAUAUUUCUGUUUGCUCAGACCAACACAGGUCUGUGCAGUGUUUUUUUUUUUUUUUUAAUUAUUUGAAUAAAGGCAAGUAUGUGCAAUGUAAACAUC
This is a messenger RNA of Myripristis murdjan (pinecone soldierfish), 5003 nucleotides long. Its product is annotated as Y+L amino acid transporter 2. Gene Ontology annotation, molecular function: basic amino acid transmembrane transporter activity; L-amino acid transmembrane transporter activity. The transcript has 12 exons. Bases 453 to 1925 code for a protein of 490 amino acids. The record is from RefSeq and is a predicted model, not a curated record. Gene Ontology annotation, biological process: amino acid transmembrane transport. NCBI's taxonomy places the organism in Eukaryota, Metazoa, Chordata, Actinopteri, Holocentriformes, Holocentridae. Gene Ontology annotation, cellular component: membrane.